This is a messenger RNA of Prunus armeniaca (apricot), 948 nucleotides long. The record is from the annotation of a GenBank genome assembly. NCBI's taxonomy places the organism in Eukaryota, Viridiplantae, Streptophyta, Magnoliopsida, Rosales, Rosaceae.
AUGGACUCAAAGAGUUGGGCCAAGGAUAUUUUAGAUUAUUGUGAAGAAUUUGAAAGAGAGUGGCUCAUGCAUUGCAUAGAAUGCAGAAAAUGGGAUCUUUGUGGCAUCCCAUGUUGCCAUGACAUAGCUGCUAUAUCAAGGCAACAGAGGAGCCCAAUAACUUAUGUGAAUGAGGUGCAUAAGAGAGAAACUUAUGAUAGGGCUUAUAGCAAUUACAUUUCACCAAUGCCAAGCCAACAAUUAUGGAGAAAAUCAGGGUAUUGGCCAAUUAAACCCCCACUGUAUCACAAACAGAGUGGUAGGCCAAAGAAGGCGAGGACUAGACCUAUUGAUGAGAUCCCAAAGGGUGCCACUAAGCUUAGGAGAUAUGUAAUUGUAAUCCAUUGCUCAGUCUGUGGAGGAGAAGGCCAUAAUGCUACUAAUUGUGGAAGGGCAGAUGGCAAUAUGGGAAGAGGCAGAGGGAGAGGAAAAGGAAGAGGAACUAGCUCAGUCCAUCAAUCUGAAGAGGAACAGGCAAUUAGAGGAGGGUUGACAAGGACUGCAGCCACUAGAAGCCAAAUGGCUCCGACCAAUAUUGUUACCCAAUCAAGUGGAACCAAUGCUGCUUCACAACCAGCUCCUUGUAAUUUAGCUUACAAGCAGGUCCAAGCAAUAUCAAUCAAAACACUUCCAGGCCACAAAGGAAAAGGUUCAAAUCCCCUGCAAAAAGGGCAAGGUCAUGGAGUUUAUGAGUAUUUUGCCUUGGCUUAUGCUAAAGGAUUUGGUCCAAACUUCAAACUUCAUCCAGAAAUUGUGCAAUCUACAUUUAACCUCAAAAUGUACAUUGAACCAAAUCCAAACGCCACUGCAUUGGUUAAGCCAAAACAAGGCCACUACAUUCAACCAAAUCAACUAACCUACAUUGAACCAAAUCAAAACCUAACCUACUUUAACCAAAUGAAAAGCUAA